Scaptodrosophila lebanonensis is the source of this 620-nucleotide messenger RNA. RefSeq names its product gamma-aminobutyric acid receptor-associated protein. Bases 90 to 488 code for a protein of 132 amino acids. The transcript has a single exon. NCBI's taxonomy places the organism in Eukaryota, Metazoa, Arthropoda, Insecta, Diptera, Drosophilidae. Gene Ontology annotation, molecular function: ubiquitin protein ligase binding; GABA receptor binding. Gene Ontology annotation, biological process: cellular response to nitrogen starvation; macroautophagy; autophagosome assembly. Gene Ontology annotation, cellular component: autophagosome membrane; cytosol; autophagosome. The record is from RefSeq and is a predicted model, not a curated record.
UUGUUCAACUAAAAUCUUUGUCUGAAAAAGACGCGCCCCGAAGUUUCCUUUGCGUUCAAGUUUUCACAGUUCACAGCAGCACUAUCAAGAUGAACAUGAUAUUUCAGUACAAGAAGGACCAUGCCUUCGAGAAGCGUCGUGCCGAAGGUGACAAAAUGCGUCGUAAGUACCCGGAUCGUGUGCCCGUAAUUGUGGAGAAGUCCCCCAAGACCCGCCACGCUGCGUUGGACAAGAAGAAGUAUUUGGUGCCAACCGACCUGACUGUGGGACAAUUCUACUUUCUCAUACGCAAGCGCAUCCAGUUGCGUCCGGACGAUGCUCUCUUCUUCUUCGUGAACAACAUGAUACCGCCCACAUCCUCUACAAUGGGUGCGCUGUACCACGAGCACCGCGAUAAGGAUUACUUCCUCUACAUGGCCUACUCCGAUGAGAAUGUAUACGGCCAAGGACCGCUGCCGCAACUCUCCUCCGAGCACCAGAAUAAUUAGGGGCGAUGGAGGGCAUAGGCGAGGGCAGAUGUAUCGCGACCAUCACACAAGAUCUUUUAAAAGAGCGCGCAUUUUUUGAGUUUAAUUUUUGGAAAUUUCGAGUUGAGCAAUAAAUGGCAUUUUUUCUCUGAA